AUGUAUAACUGUAAUUGGGCAUCAGUUACUACUACGACUACGACUACGACUACGACUACGACUACUACUACUACUACUACUACAAGUUUAUCUCAAUUAUCUGUACAACAACAAACCAUUGAUAUGCAACAAACAUUUAUUGGAAAUUAUAAUAAUAAUAAUAAUAAUCAGUGUCAGACAAGUAAUAGUAAUAAUAAUAAUCCUUCAGUUACUGAAUUAGUCAAUUUAAUACCAAUACCAUCAUCUUCCUCUUUAUCGUCAGCUUCUUCUUCAUCAUCUUCAUCUUCAUCAUCAUCAUCAUCGUCGUCGUCAUCAUCAUCAUCAUCAGGUAGAACAAUUAAUGAUCCACAGUCAUAUUGGAAUGGAAUUACAUUACUUAAGGAAACAAUACCUGGUUAUUAUUCAAAUUCAGUUGGUUCGUCAAUAUUAUGUCCUAUUAUUAAUCCACCUAUUAUUUCUCAAACAUCAAUUACUAAUUGUACAAUGAAUUAUUCAAAUACAUUGAAUUCAUUACAUGGAUCAUCUUCAUCGUCUUCUUCUUCUUCAGGAAAUGUAUCAAGUACAACAGGGAAUGGAGCUACUAAAGUUCCACGACAACGUAAAAAAGAUCCAUAUAUUCCUAGUUAUAUGGAUCCAGCCAAUGGUCCUGAACCUUGUGUUGUAUGUGGUGAUAAUGCAACUGGAUUUCAUUAUCGUGCUAUGACAUGUGAAGGUUGUAAAGGAUUUUUUCGACGUUCAGUACAGAAGAAACUAGUUUAUACUUGUAAAUAUAAUGGACGAUGUUCUGUAUCGGAUAAACAAAAUCGAAAUAGUUGUCAAAAAUGUCGUUUUGAUCGGUGUAUUAAAGGUGGUAUGGCAAAAGAUUUGGUUUUGGAUGAAGAAAAACGUUUAGCAAAACGUCGUUUAAUUGAAGCAAAUCGUGCACGUAAACGUGCUGAAUCUGACAAUGCAAUACAACAAAGUCAAAUGAAUUCUGGUCCAAGUCCACCUAAACAAACUAGUUAUCUUCCUCCAACACCUUCUUCUCUUUCAACUGCUGUUUCACCACUUCAUCGUUCUCCUUUAAUAUCUCAACAGAAUAUAAUUCCAGCACAAAUUAGACAAUCACAAAUUAAAUCACCAAUGGUAACAACUAAUCAACCAUGUUCAGUAUUACAUAAUUAUUCAUCGAUAACCGCUCAAACAGGUGUAAUGAAUUUUACUAAUUUAUCACCAAAUGAUGGUAAUUCAACUCAACUACAUAUAUCUACAAAUCUUAGUCCAACAGUACAAUCUUCUACUAAUAAUCUUGAUCAACAUAAUUCAACAUCAAUUCAACCAACAAUAUAUGAUCCAAAUUGUGCUAUGCUUCCAUUAUUACAAACAUCACCAACAAGAAAUAAUCUUAUUUAUUCAGAUGGAAAUUCUCCUAUAAAUCAACAUGGUCAUUACGUAAGUACUAAUCAUCAUCAACCACAUCAACAUCACCAUCAUCAACAUCAACAACAUCAUCAUCAUCAUCAUCAAAAUCGUUCUGGUCAUUCACUUCAAGUAACAACAACAGAUUUAAUGUCAAAUAAUACACUUCAUUCAAAUUCAUUAAUGAAUAUAUCAUCUAAUAUACCAUUAGAUGAAUCAAAUCAAAUAUAUUGGACAAAUAAUUCAACUAUUAAUGAAACAAUUGACAAUACAUUUCAUCAUCAUCAUCAUCAUCCUUUAACUACAAUACAUAAUAGUAUUAAUUCAAUUCAUCAACAUCAUCAAUUACCAUUACAACAACAUCAAAAUAAUUUUAUUCAACCAAUUGUAACUGAUUCUAAUUGGAAUAAUGAACAAUUUCCACAAUCAUUAAUAACUAAUGGAAAUAAUAUUACACAAUAUUGUCCAGUUAGUUUAAUCAAUGAUACAUUAUCAUAUGAUCAACAUCAACGAAAUCAUCACCAUCAACAUCAACAUCAUCACCAUCAGCAGCAGCAGCAGCAGCAGCAACAACAACAACAACAACAACAACAACAACAACAACAACCGUCACCAAUGUCACAUCAAAAUCAUGAUCUUAAUUUAGUAAUGAAACAAACUAAUCCUAUAAAUAUUUUACAUUAUGAUCCACUUAUAAAGAAUAAUGAUGAUGCUAGUGAAAUGAAAAUUGCUAAAUUGGAUGAAAGAAAAUUUACUAUACCAAUUACUUCUAUUAUUAAUCCAUUUUCUAUGACUGACUAUUCAUCAUCAUCAUCAUCAUCGUCAUCAUCAUCAUCGUCAUCGUCAUCAUCAUCAUCUUGUUCCUUGUCAUCAUCAUCAUCAUCGUUAUCAUCAUCUUCAUCAUCGGUAACAUUGACAAAAAAUACUGAAGAUCCAUUACAAUUAAAUUUAAAAAACGAUGAUGUUUCAAAUGUAACAGAUGAGUUAUAUGUAUGGACAAUUGAUGAUCAAAAUCUAAUGAAUUCAAUAUGUAAUGCAUAUGAAUCUACAUAUUUUGAUAAAAAUUCUCCUAAUAUUAAAACAAUGCAAAAUCAAUUAUCUGGUACAAAUAAUAAAGAUAAUACGCAAUCAGGUGAUAAUUCUCAAUUGAAUUCAGGUGAAUUUGUAAUUAAAAGUAUCGUGGAUUCACAUUUAGAUGAAGUUGAACAAGAAGAUAUUCAGCAUGCUAGAUCAUUCUAUAUGACAACAUUUCAUGACUUAGCUUAUUUUAUUGAACCAGCAAUAACACGUUUAGUGAAAUUUGCUAAACAAAUUCAAGGAUUUGAUACACUUGAAACAGAUGAUCAAAUUCGUUUAUUAUGUGGUUGUUGUAUUGAUUUGAUCACUUUAAGAGCAGCUUAUUAUAUUAGUAAAUCAGCUAAAGUUCAAGGAUUAGUUGAUAAUUCAUUGUUGAUUCGAGGUUCCAUAACAACAACAACAACAACAACAACAACACCAACAUCAACACCAACACCACCACCACCAACAACAACAACAACAUCAUCAUCAUCAAAUUUAUCUAAUCAAUAUAAUACAACCAUACCACAUAUACCUAAUCAUCAUUAUCCAAAACUUGGUAUAUCUGAUGAGAAAUUUGCACAAUUAAUUCGUGGUAUAGCAUUAAAAAUGGCACGUUUAAACAUUGAUCAAACUGAUGUAGCCAUGAUGGCAGCUAUAUUAUUAAUGUCUCCUGAUCGAAAUGAUUUAUUGGAUGUAGAAACUAUAGAGAAUAAUCAAAAUAAUCUAUUAGAAACAUUUAAUCGUUAUGUGAAUCGUACACGUGGUCAAAUAAAACAAUCCAAUACUUAUCCAAUACCUAGUUCACAAUGUUGGCCAAGAAUUAUUAUGACAUUAACUGAAUUACGUUCAGUUACAAUGUGUGCACAAGAUUUAUGUUCACAAACUUCUGGUACUACUACUAAUACUACUAAUAAUAAUAAUCAGUUACCAUGGUAUUUUCAUGAAUUAUUCUUAGCUGAUGAAGUAAUAAACACUGUAGAAUAAACGAUAUUGAAGAGAUGAAAUCUAUUAUGCAUUUGUGAUGUAUUGCAUUAACUCAUGCUUUAUAUUUCUAAUCCUGUUUUUAACAUUCUAUUCAUGAAAUGUAUAUUGUGUAAAAGUAAAUACUUAUCAUCAAAAGGAACUAAUUCUUAUCCUCUUAAAACAUUCAAUACGGUUGUCAAAUGUAUUUACUAAGAAAAAAAAACUGUCAUGACAUAAACCCAGUAAAAACUUUAUUAUUAACUUUUUGACCUUAUCAACCAAAAAAAUUUAUCUUGGAAACUACACAUCAACAAAACUUUUUACAUACAUUCAAAGAAGAUGAAGAAGAACAAAAAAAGAAAAGGAAAAAGAAAAAAAGAGAAAAAUUAGAACCCCCCUUCCGUCGCACUUUAUUUCCACUAUUUAUUUCUUUAUCCAUUUAAUCUUCUAUAUAUCAAAUACUCUAAUGAAUGAAUGUGUGUGAUAAACCAAAA
Messenger RNA from Schistosoma spindalis, 3914 nucleotides. The record is from the annotation of a GenBank genome assembly. Lineage: Eukaryota; Metazoa; Platyhelminthes; Trematoda; Strigeidida; Schistosomatidae.